Molecule: messenger RNA, 1194 nt
Organism: Rhodamnia argentea
Lineage: Eukaryota; Viridiplantae; Streptophyta; Magnoliopsida; Myrtales; Myrtaceae
Product: protein YIP4b-like
Exons: 3
Coding region: 208-1074 (288 amino acids)
Biological process (GO): endoplasmic reticulum to Golgi vesicle-mediated transport
Cellular component (GO): membrane; trans-Golgi network
Source: RefSeq, a predicted model, not a curated record
CUCUGGCGUUUCCUCCGCGUCGUUGCCGCCAUGUCCUCCGUCGCUCUGCUUCGUCCUCCUCUCGAGAUCUCGCUCACUUUCUGAACAAACCAAUCUCUCUCUCUCUCUCUCUCUAGAUCCGCCACUUCCAUCAUCACCCACUGAGAACUUUACCGAGAAACCCACAAUUCCCAACACUUUCCCGAGGAAAAACAAAAAAAAGGAAAGAUGUCGCACUCCCACAGCGACACCGUCCCCCUCCACGCCUCCUCCCAGUCCGACAUCGACGAGAUCGAGAACCUCAUCAACGCCAGCGUCCUGUCUGGCCCCGCCACCGUCCGCCCCGCCCGCCCCCCCAGCCCCGCCCGCGCCCAGAUCCCCGUCUCCUCCUCCCCGUUCCUGCCCUCCAGCAUCCCUCCCGAGCCGCCGCAGAAGCUCUCCAACCAGAAGUUCGUGCCGGCUGCGGCGCCGGCCCCGGCCCCGGCCCCGCCGCCGCUCUCCGCCGCCGCCAGCGGCGUCCCGCGGCAGGGCGUCGAGGCCACCGGGUUCGGGCCGCCAUCGAACACGCUCACGGAGCCGGUCUGGGACACGGUGAAGCGGGACAUGUCGAGGAUCGUGAGCAAUUUGAAGCUGGUGGUGUUCCCGAACCCGUACCGCGAAGACCCGGGGAAGGCCCUGAGGGAUUGGGAUCUCUGGGGUCCCUUCUUCUUCAUCGUGUUUCUCGGUCUUGUCCUUUCGUGGUCUGCAUCGGUCAAGAAGUCUGAGGUUUUUGCCGUUGCAUUUGCAGUCCUUGCAGCUGGAGCUGUUAUUCUGACACUGAAUGUGCUGUUGCUGGGUGGUCAUAUCAUUUUCUUUCAGAGCCUGAGCCUCCUUGGUUAUUGUCUCUUCCCUUUGGAUGUUGGAGCCCUGAUUUGCUUGUUGAAGGACAACGUAAUACUGAAAGUGAUUGUAGUGAGCGUGACAUUGGCUUGGAGCUCCUGGGCUGCAUAUCCAUUCAUGAGCACGGCCGUCAAUCCUAGAAGAAAAGCUCUUGCCCUCUACCCUGUCUUUCUCAUGUAUGUAUCUGUUGGUUUUCUCAUAAUUGCUAUAGAUUAAUAAAGCAUUGUCAAGCUUGCCUCUCAUGGUGGUGACCCACAUAAGCAACUGUAUCUGAAAUACACAGGAAUUUUCCUCGGCAUCAUGUUUCUGACGAUAUUAUAUCUUUCAUCUCCCCUA